CUCAAGUGGACUAUUUAGUAGACUGUGACUUCUGUAGACCUAUCUAGAUCCAGAUGUGUUCUAUAAAUAUGUUUAAUACUUGCGUUAUAGUCCUACAUCCACGAUACAUCACUUCAUCAAUUUCUAAAAACUUUCAGCUCUAGACUCUGCUCUCUUUCUAUAUACACAUCGUAUGAGAACUACAUCACACUAGAGUUUAUUCCCUGUGUGCAAUAGAACUAAAUUACAUUUUGAAAGUAGACAGAAUCAAAGUCAAAGAUUUUACUACUAAAGAAUGACAGAUGACUCCAGAGAUCCACAUAGCUUCUACGUUAAUUUUUUAUACUUCGCACUAGAUAGUAAUUAAUCCAACACACAUACACAUUAAAGACAGAGCCAGGGUCAGACUUCUACAGAUCAUUAUACAUUCUGAAAGUGUUUAUAUACUUAUUUCAAUAUAUAAUCUCUACUCAUACUUAAGACGGGCUCAAAAAGGAACUAGUAUAACUCUGAAAACUUGUGAUAAUAGUGUAACAUUGAGUAAAAUGUAACUGAUCAGCAGUAUCGAAGGAGCAACUUGUUUCUGUAUCAUUAUUUGAUAUGGAUCAAUGUUUAAACCAAUCGUAUUCGAUUUCGUUGAACACACGAGCAGGAGUAAAUUCUGUAUGAAGUCACACUUUCAGGAUGAGUGACUUAGACUAUGAUUGACUUUAGGGUACCAUAGCUGCGCUGUGACCCACUGGCAUGAUGUAGUCUAAGUAUGGCCUUCUUUCAGAGGUACCAGUCUGCGCCCACUUUGUUAGCCGUUGGGGAUAACACGUACGUGGUGACGGGGCUCAAUCCAGAGUUUGGUGACGACGAUGGCUCUGACGGCGACGAAUCCGUUUAUUCCGUCAAGGUUGUGGAGGCUAAUAAGCCUUCUUUGGAUGUGUCCCCUGGGCAGCAGGAAGUCACCCUUAGAAAGAAACGGCAGGCGCCUCUACCUCCGCUUACUUCCACGGCGGAACCAACUAAGCAAUUGCUCCGAUCGAUCAAUUCCACCGACUCAUCCGAUAAUCAGAGCCCUAACACUUCCACGGAGAGCGACAGCCUGCCCGCGUUAUCUCGGAGCUCCCUUCAACUCUCCGACUCUGACCAAAACACUCUUACCCCACAAAAAGAGCGCUCCAGAUUUCACAAGUUUCGGUACGCGCUCCGCUCACCACAAAUCGGCCGGAGCAGGUCCAAGAAGGAAAAGCGCGAGUUCAGCAGAUCGAUGACGAUCAGAUCAAUCGCUGAAGACGAGUCCAGUGUGAAGAGGAGGAACAACGCCAGCGACUCGGAAAAGUCGUCUCCCAAGUUUCGACAAGGGGAGGCCAUGGAUCCAGUAAUAACAAUGUCCAAGUGGAUAAUAGCUGUAGGCUGUGAUGAUGUUGAGACCGAGCAAGAUUUUGAGAUAACCAAAGUCUCUGAUUAUGGCAAGUUCCUGGAAGAUUUGGUACAAGAACCAGAACGAACACCUGAAGAAUGUGAUUUCUUGAGUCAAAUCAUAAGAAGAGUUCGAGCCAUGGUCAUUGACAAUAAUGCUAGCUUGAUUUCAAGUUCAACCCUGACAAGUGAAAUAGAUGUCACAACUGGCAAUGACGUGGAUGACAGGAGCAUGGAUGACUCUGUCAGCAGAGGUAGCGACAUAAUCCAUGAGAGUAAUGUGGAUAAUCGAGAAGAUUCCAAUAGCUACAGGAGUGACACUUCAAGUCUUGAUGUCAGAUCAAAUGACAUCUCUGUGGUUAUUGAAAUGGAUCAUUCACCAAGCAACUCAUCUUUUUCAAGUGCCGUUUUGUUCAAACCACCUGCUGGUUCACGCUGGUCCACGUCAGGCAUACCACAAAAAUCAGAUUUUCAAUUAAUCAAAACAUCCAGAGAUUUCAGUCGCUUGUUGGUUAAAGAAACCUCCGUCAGACUAGCAGCUGGAAUGCAAACACAAGAACGCUAUUUGUUUUUAUUAUCUGAUCUUCUGCUGGUUGCUAAAUGCAAAACCAACACUGUGUUCAAGUUGAAGUAUAAAGUAUCUCUGCGAGAUUUGUGGCUAGCUGCAGGCAAUGAUGAAGUCUUUGAGAGUUCCACACCAGCAGAACGAUCUUUUGUUCUGGGCUGGCCCACAACUAACUACGUAGCCAUAUUUCCCAGUGAAGAGGUCAAGGGCGAUUGGUUCAAGGUCUUAUCUGAACGAAUGACAGAAGAGAAAUCCAAAGACUCCAAUGUCUGUGUUCCACUGACUGUUGUCUCACGAGAUUUACUGAAGAAAACCUGUGAGAUUACUAUCACCAAUACAACUACUGCCAACUCUGUCUUACAAGCUUGUCUGGAGCAGAUGGAUUAUGAUCCAAAUGAAGUACAGAACUUUCAACUCUGGGUCAGAAGCGGCAAAGAUGGAUCCCCGUACCCUUUGUUUGGUCAUGAAACACCAUUUUCUAUCAAAUUCAAUCUACUUCAUGAAACGUCCAAGACAAAAUCUAGAGAUGACAGACUGAGAACAUCCACUAGUGCAGCCUUCAUAGCAGAAGAAAAUCCAAAAUGUGAAUUUUUCAUCAAGCAAAAGAAGAGUCAGAAAAAAUUUUUAGAGAAUACCUUUCAAAAAUCCAUGAAGAAAACUCGAAGAUCUACAAACUUUAUCAACAAUUUUUUGAAAAGACUCCGUCCAGCUCAACCAUCAGUCUUUGGACAGGCAUUGGAUAAUAUAUGUGAUGAGAAUCACAACCCUCCUGAUGCUAUUAUUAAACUGAUGAUUUGGAUUUAUCAAUAUGGACCUUCUAAAGUUGGAAUUCUUCGCCGUGGAAACAAUGCCUCUAUAGGCAAAGAACUUCGUGAAAAAAUUGACAAUGGAAUAGCAUUUGAACUAGAUGACAGUCUGACUCCCACAGCUGCAUCAGUAUUUAAGGAGUUUAUUCGGCAUAUCCCAGAAGGACUUAUGCUUAAAGAACUGCACACAGAAUGGAUAAAGAUAAAGAUUGAUGACCCAGAUAAUGAAAAAAUUCAACAAAUAAAAAAGGUGUUGGACCAAUUGCCACCUGCUCAUUUUAAUCUACUGAAGAUGACAAUGUGUUUACUUCAACAUUUAGCCAAGCAUAGUUCAUUUACUCAGAUGGGACCAAGCAAUCUAGCCACAUGUAUUGCACCAUCAUUUUUUUCUCAUGGUGCCAGUGAGGCUCGGAAGAGCAAAAAAGAACAUGAAAAUCUGGAAAAAACUUUCCAUGAAAUCACACAAUUUUUGACACCUCUCAUCACCUUUAUGAUCAACAAACAUUUGGAAAUCUUUGGAGAGGAUGUUUUGACCAUGUUUGACAAAUAUGGCUGUAAGCAGUCUCCUGUAGUGCAUAUCACAGAAGACAAAAGUCCACUUCAUUCUUCACAAAUAGCAGAACAAGAAGAGGAAAGUUUUGAUGAUGAGGACAUGAACAAUGAAACUAAAUUAAAAGUUCAGGAAAGGCCAGGUUUUCCAGAUUCUAAUUCUGGCACAGACUCUGACAGUCUUCACAGUGUCUUAAGUUUACCUACAGACACUCGCAGUGGCAUACAGCAAGAUACAUCCUCUAUAGACAGCUUGGUUGACAAGGAAGACUUUUCUAAUGAAAUAGAAUCCAGUCCAACUGUUAUCAAAUCUCAUCUGUCACCAACUAACUUGAGUAGAGACUCUGGUCUUACUUUAAGUGAUACACAACUUUAUGAUGAAGAUGCGGGAUUGGAUUUCACAGCCAAUUUUAAAGUCAUCAAAGAUUCUCCUGUUUUUAGUCGUGCCCUGACGCCAAGAAGAUAUUACAAAAAUAAAUCUAAAGAAAGGGACAAAGGUCUUGAUUCAUUAAACAGAACUCAGAAAUUCAUGAACAAUUCUUCCGCUACUUCAUCAGAUUUGACAUAUUCAUUGGGAAAUGAUCACAUGUUGACUGAAGAUUCCCAUAAUGAAGCAUCCUUUUCUCCAAACCAUCUCUAUUUAUCUUCACAGCAACAUAAAAUGCUAACACAGACUUCUGUGGAUGAAUCUGUUUCCCCUGUAUCUACUCAUGCUAGUAUAUUCUCCCAGUCUGAGGAGGGCUCAGUUCAUUCAGCACCCCAAACUCCUGAUGAUUUCCAUACAAGAUCAUUGGAUUGGAAAGCUAAUGAUAGCCCAAAUCAAUUAGAAAUCCAUGAAUCUUACUUCAGUUUGUCCAAUUUCAGCAAAUCUGAAUCCAAUUUAAAAAUGGAAAGCAGUGAGUAUGAUCAAAAUAAUGAGAAGAAAGUGCUUGCUUUGAAAAAUGACAAACGCAAAGUGAAGAGAAACUGGAAAUCACAUGAAGCUGAAGAGGUGAUGACUCGUAGGAGGUAUCAGCCUCGACUUGUUCUUCCUCCCAGAGAGAUAUCUGUGGAUGAAUCAAGUCCAUCACCUUCUUUUGCAGAGCCCAAAACUCCUCUCAAGCAUAACAUUCCAGUGGAUCAUAUUAAAGGUUCUCCACCUCCAAAUGUUAUUCUUCAAAGCUUUCAUCAAAGUUCACAUUCAAAUCCUCAUGAGAUACACAAGAAAGCCGUUUCCUCUUCUAAGAGUUUAGAUGGAGUUUUUAUGAAGGAUGCCAUUCAGAAGAAAUCUAGUUUCAAAAUCAAUGCUCAUAAUUUCCAAAGUGGACAGACUCCCCAAGAUAUGCAGAGUGUUUCACAGCAUGUCUUGGGAAAUUGCAGAGAGCCAAUAGAAAUAACUGAAUAUGAAAGGGAAAAACAAAAAGAAAUCAGUGCCAGAGCAAAGGCAAUUUAUGAAGACUCCUUACAAAAGUAUUAUGAAAAAAGUGAAACAAUAUCUUCAGAUGUUUUAUUUCAUGUUAAAAAAGGGCAAAGGCCUAAAAUGGUUCAAAGGGAUAACCUUAAACCCAAAGACAAUAAUGUGAUAUUUGACUGUUCAGUAGAGUCUCCUUCAAACAGUUUACUUCUGAAGGAAGAAUCUGACAAAGGUUCUUAUUCAACCCUUAACCAAUCAAUGUCAGACAACCCAGAACGACUUACAUUGGAUUCAUCUGCACAUAUUUCAAACACUUCAAAUGAGAAUGUGAAUUUAAAUGUUAAAAAAAGUCCUAAGGAACUUUAUUUGGAGAGCAUUAAACAAAUCCAGGUCACAGAAGGCAUUCCACAUAACCAGAUGAAAGGCAAGCUAUCACUUCAAUCAUCAUUGCCAAAUGUAUUCAGUAAAUUACCCCCAAACUCAUCAGAACAGUGUUCAAAGCCUGUAUCAUCAGAUGGCCCCAGUAUUUUUAAGAGUAUAGUCAAUGACUUGCACAGAAGUCAGAGUGAUGCUAGGGAUUUUAAAGUUAAAAAUCAGGUUUCAGAAAAAUUGAACAAUAAAACAUUCGAUGAAAAUCUACAAGAUGUUGAAACAGAAGCUAUAAAUAGAAGCAAGGAGUUUGAAAUUACUUCAGAGGACUUGCAUCAAAACUUUUUAAGAGCCAAAAAUGUUUUUCAAACUGUGAGUCAACAAGGAAAGGCUGAACGUGCGUACAUGUCCCCUACCAAUCCUUUCAAGUCUUCAAAUGAAAGGCUGCUCUCCAAGACAUCACCUUUGAUUGGCAACUAUAAAAUUGAAACUCUUCCACCUGCUCAAAAUAAAGCAGAUGCCAAUCCUCUAACUGCUUCCAAAUUUCAGACAAUUGAAGACCCUGUGCUGAAUUCUAAACAUAGGGUGAUUGAAACCCCACUUUCUGCUUCCAGGCACAAAUCUGUGUCCACCAUUGAGCUUUCUAAUUUAAGAGACCAUGAUAACAUAAGUAAAACAAAGGCAGAGUUACCCUGGAGUGUUAAAAAUCUGAAAUCACAAUGGGACAAAGGAAGUUCAAAGCCUUUAUUUAGCAGCAACUCUUUUAAAACUAAUUCUGUUUCAGCUUCUGAACAAAACUUAUCCUCUUUAAAUUCAACAAAGAUUAUUAGAGAUGUUGACAACAAAAUAAACCCAAAUAAUGUUACUUCAGCUUCUCAACAAAAUUUAUCCUCUUUAAAUUCAUCAAAGAUUAGAGAUAUUAACAACAAAAUAAACCCAAAUAUUUACUUAUGAAAGUUUAUCAGAAAGAAGUAGAUCGUUUGUUGCUCGAAAAUCAAGAGAAAAUUCAAGCUAAGACAAUGAUGUCGGUUGUGUUUGUUGUUGGUUUGAUGCCCCUUUAUAGCAUAAUGCAUGUAUACAUUUUCAGAUUCUGUAGUUUUGUAUUUGACAAUCAAAAUUUGUUUAUAGUUCAUUGUUUAAUAUUUGACAAAAAACUUAAGAACAUUCCAUCAUAAUAUGUGAUAUUCAAAACAAAAUGUAUAUGCAAAGACAGUUACGAAGAUUCACUUUCAACUUCCUUAGGAUCUAUAGAUGUGUAUGAUUAUACAUCCUAUUUGAUCAUUUCUGACUUUUAAAAGAAUUAAUUCAGUGACAUUCCCAUGUUUCCAUGUACAGCAUAGGGCUGUGAGAUUACAUCUAUACAAAGAGAUUGUUGGCAGCAUAUCUUUAUGUGUAUCAUUUUCAAUGUCAUAUCAUUGAAGAGCUCUUGUCCUAAUGAUAAUUAGCAGGACAAAACUCUUUGUUUCCUUCCCCUGAUAUCAUAAAGACAAUUCUCUUCUAUAGCGUUUACUUUUAAAGGAUUGCAUUAGCCUUUCAACUUUUGAAACCAUAUGAUGGGUGCUGUUUUAAAUUAUCUGGAAUAAUGACUGUUUUCCAUAGUCUAAGCAUGCUGGAACAAGUUAGAAUGAAACAGGUUUUUACAUUUUAAUAAAUGGCUAAUUGAAACUGGUGGUUUGGAUACAGAGAUUUCAUUCCUUGGCCAAGAUCAUCAUCCUGUGUUCAUAAGAGAAAAAUGAAGAAAAGUUACAAAAGAACAGCUGGUUUUGAACAGAGCUAAUGGCUUUUGAAAGAGACAAAAGGACAACCUUGGUUCCAUGCAUUGUUACAGCACUUUAGGACAAAGUAAGGGAGAUAUACUGCGCUGACUGUGGUUAUUUAAGGAUAGCAUUGCGUUUGCCAUAGCUUCAUAUUCAUAUUUAAUGGAAAAUAAGUAACUAUUCAAUAUUUAGUUAAAUUUGCAUACAUAAAAGUGGUCAAAUUAGUUUGUAUAUUCCAGUAUCUUUCUAUUAUUUAUUCUAUUCAGGGUAACCAACAAUAACUUUUUCUUUGCCAAUUGGGGAGAAAGUUACUUUGUACUUUGAUGUCUAAUUGUAUCAAUUACUCUUUCCAAAUGUCCCAUUCUUUGUAUUUAUUUAUUCUGUUGUUAACAAUUAUACAAACAAUACUCUUUAAUAUUGAUGUAUCCCACACAUGUUGCAAUACUUGUUUCUGAACAGAAACAUUACAUUCUUAUGUAAUAUCCUUAGUCACAAGGUGUAGCCUUCAUCUUUAAAUGUCUUGAUACAAAUAAUUACAGGAAUAAAGGAAAGUCAUGUUAUGUAUUUAUGAUUGAAUAGUUGUCUAACUUAGUAAUAAUUUUAAGCCAAUUCGUGACUCUUCUGCUGAAAAAAAAACAAUGCUUGUUAUUAAGAAUACGUUUAAGAUGCCUACCACAAUAAUUACAACUUGGAUUAAUGUUUGUCAGUUUGUAUACUCAGACAUCAAGUAGUAUUAAUUUUUUAAAAUAGAUAUUAUCUUUAUAAUAUAAAAUAGAAAUGUACAUUUUGUUAGCAAAUUCUUAAACUUGAUUUAGACUCUUAUUACCAUAAUAUUAUAGAAACUUUGUAAAAGAAAUAUAUGUCAGUGCUGGAGUCAAUGAAAUUGUUAUACUCAACUACCUCAGAAACUGGAAUAACAUUUCAAUCACCACAACUAUAUACAGUGAAAUCUUCAGAGCUAGACAUAGUGUAUGAAAAGUUGCUUGUAUUCCAAAUCUCGUACAAUUAUCUAAGCCAAUGUUCUCUUAACAAAAACUAGGAAGAUUGUCUGAAGAAAAGAAAAUGUAUUAGAAUCCAGAAGAAGAAGAAAAUAAAAUUUAUAAAAAAUAAUAAUUCAAAAUGUAUGCAUAUUAGUUAUAAACUAUCAAUCCAUUUAAAGUAGCUGGAACUACUUCUGUUCCAGUUCUGCCACUGUCAUUUGCCAAACUGUAAACCUACUUUGUUGUCUUUUGUUUGUGUACUUGACACUAAGUUGAUGUACAAGGUCUUUGUCUUUUCAUAGUGACAUUUGAGAUCAGAGUUGAAUGUUUUCUAUUGUUACUUCUUGCAGCCUAUUUUUGGAUUUAGGUUUGUGAUUCUUGUAGCUACAUUUUGAGUUAGCUGCAUCUAGAAGUUUUUUUUUUUUUUAUUGAUUUUCUUUGAAACUACCACCACAGUAAUCUCAUUGCAGUAUUCACACCAUUUCACUGCAAUAAAUGUCUUUGAGGCCAUUGUCAGAGGAGUAGGCAGUAGAACCAUUGGUACAGUUGGUCAAGAGACAUAAUUGAUAGUUCUUUGUCAGGCUAUUCUAAGGUAAUACAUCAUCAGUAUUCUAGAAACAUUUCUGCCAUACAAGUCUCAGUACUGCUGAUCUCUUUGAUUUCAAAUAUUAUAGUUGCUUAAUUUAGAUUGUAAAUUUUGAAUAUGCAAUUUGAACAAGUGCCAGUUUUAAAGAGAUAUAACUUAAUAUUUCAUUGUUUAUUUAUGUAAAAAAAAUAAUUUGUUAAUCAAAUACCUUGUUUGUAUUCUAAAUGCCCAGAAAUCCUUGAACUGAAUCAUUGCUUCUGAGUUUAUAUUGCUAAAUGAUGUUUCAGUAUAGCUGAGGGGAAUUAUUUAUGUAUUAUCCUUUAGGCUACUUAUCUUUGUAUUGAAAAGUUUAUUUUGAAAAAAAAUGUUUUUUUACAACUAAGAUCAGAGCAUUCCAAUCAUUUGAAUAAAAAGUUUCAUAAGACCUUAAGGACCUUAUUCUCAAGUGUUAUAAAAUCUAAGUAACUUUGCAGCUGAACAGUUUUUCCCACAUAUCAAACAUAAUUAGUUCUAAAUAUAAUUUUGUUUUCCUACAUUGUAUCUUCCAAUUGAUGUAAAUAAAAUGUGAUUUCUUUUAAUGUAAAAUCAAUCAUGGGUUUCCUAUUGUAUUUUAUUUUUUAAAAAUAUAGAUUCUUAAUAUAGAAAUUGUGUAUGAACAAAUCAUACUAAAAAAACUAAAGAUAUUGUUAAUAAAUUAUUUUGUACUUAACUAAUGAACAAAUGCACUCUAGAACUGAUAGUAAAACUAAUGAGUUCACUAUUAUGCUAUUUGCACUAAUAUGUUUCACACUGGUGCUGUAUAAAUAAUGGUCCCAUUGUUGUAGUUUUAAAACUUGCUCAUAUAUUGACUUACAUUUGUUCUAUGUUCAUAAAUAAAUUUAAUAAGCAUAA
Biomphalaria glabrata is the source of this 9282-nucleotide messenger RNA. RefSeq lists its product as uncharacterized. Gene Ontology annotation, biological process: signal transduction. Bases 740 to 6022 code for a protein of 1760 amino acids. Gene Ontology annotation, molecular function: GTPase activator activity. Lineage: Eukaryota; Metazoa; Mollusca; Gastropoda; Planorbidae. The transcript has 17 exons. The record is from RefSeq and is a predicted model, not a curated record.